This is a messenger RNA of Pyricularia grisea, 1054 nucleotides long. RefSeq lists its product as uncharacterized. The record is from RefSeq and is a predicted model, not a curated record. The transcript has 4 exons. The coding region runs from base 195 to 647 and encodes 150 amino acids. NCBI's taxonomy places the organism in Eukaryota, Fungi, Ascomycota, Sordariomycetes, Magnaporthales, Pyriculariaceae. Gene Ontology annotation, molecular function: calcium-dependent protein serine/threonine phosphatase regulator activity; calcium ion binding.
AUCUGACCGCCCGCUGAGCAAGCCAUUGAAUUUUGGGCUUAUCUUACAUUGACAGUCGGUUGGCCUCGCACCUAUCGCCGUUUCGCAAGUACCAAUCCAAAAGUCCACAUACAACUAUCAGCCGUUUCGCCUUUAAUUGCUUGUGCAGCCAGCCAGACUUCAGCCAAAAAUAAACAUGGGCAACACCACCAGCAAUGUGCUGGACGGCAUCGUCCAAAGCUCCAACUGACAACUCGGGCACUAUCGAACGCGAUGAGUUUCUCAGCCUCCCUCAGAUUUCAUCAAAUCCCCUCGCCACAAGGAUGAUUGCCAUCUUCGACGAGGACGGCGGUGGCGAUGUGGACUUUCAAGAAUUCGUGUCCGGACUGAGCGCCUUCUCAAGCAAGGGCAACAAGGAACAGAAGCUGCGCUUCGCCUUCAAGGUCUAUGACAUUGACAGGGACGGAUACAUCAGCAACGGCGAGCUCUUCAUUGUGCUCAAGAUGAUGGUCGGCUCUAACCUCAAGGACCAGCAGCUGCAGCAGAUUGUUGACAAGACCAUUAUGGAGGCGGACCUGGACGGUGAUGGCAAGAUCAGCUUUGAGGAGUUCACCAAGAUGGUCGAAAACACCGAUGUCAGCAUAAGCAUGACGCUAGACCAAUUUUAACUGCCUAUUACGCCAUCUUUUUCGAUUCUCUGCCAGCCCAGGUUGGUCCCGGCAUCUCUUCACAGCGGCUACUAUCAUCGAUUUUAUGGAAAUAAAUCAGAAUACCCAGUCCUGUUCAUUGCAGCUUCAGUGCGCGUAUGGCUACUCGAGGGCCUCGUUUGACGAUGAUGUUUUUUUUUUUUUUUUCACAAACAAUUUGAAUAUUCAAGCGUUUCAGUCAGAAGCUUGAGUCUGAUGCUGGCGGUCUCAAGAAACUGCAACCAACCCACGUAAUUGUUAGGCUUUGACGUUUUCCAACCGAUGCCCAACAUUCCUCUUUGUGAGCGCUCUGUCUCAUCGGCUCACACAUUCUGGACCUCAUAGUAGAGAGCUAGCUUCAAGUACCCAGUGUUACUAGUGAAGCAAGC